This is a messenger RNA of Cylindrotheca closterium, 570 nucleotides long. The record is from the annotation of a GenBank genome assembly. Lineage: Eukaryota; Bacillariophyta; Bacillariophyceae; Bacillariales; Bacillariaceae.
AUGAUUGCAUCUUCUUCAUUCACAUGGCAGUUCUUGAAUAAACCAGAUCUUACUGCAAUACGUUCCAGACUGGCUGUCUUACCCAACAGAACAGCUUUCAGAGGAGAAAGAGAGCCGGUCACAAUAAGAAAAGAAAUAAGACUAGCAAAAGUUCAAUCUCAAAAAGAUUGGCAAAUAAAAAGAAGGCCAAAAAGAAAAAAGUUUCGUUUUUUGUUUUUGAACAAGAGGUUCAAAGAUUUGGAAAAGGAAGAAAAGGUGGAUUUUUUCACUUGUGCAUGGGAGGAACACCAGCUCACCGGAAAGAUACACCUGUUGGAGCGAUAUACCACCGGACUUGCGUUUGCCCAAAUGUCUGCCAAGCAGGGCAUCAAGAAGUACCACAAAGAAGCGGAACUGAAGCUAAUUGCCGAGUUUGCACAGUUGCUGGAUUUCCAAGGUUUCCAUGGAGUUAAAGCAGACGGACCCAACGGCAUUUCUUUGGAAGAAAAGAGAGGAGCCGGAGGCAUGAUCAAUCUUAUUGAGGAAAAGAUCAAUAGAGGACAAACCAAUGAAAAUCCAGUGCAAAGUUGA